Molecule: messenger RNA, 1482 nt
Organism: Oncorhynchus nerka (sockeye salmon)
Lineage: Eukaryota; Metazoa; Chordata; Actinopteri; Salmoniformes; Salmonidae
Product: epithelial membrane protein 3-like
Exons: 5
Coding region: 140-637 (165 amino acids)
Cellular component (GO): plasma membrane
Source: RefSeq, a predicted model, not a curated record
UGUGAGAAAAGCAGGGGCGGCAGAGGAGAGAGGGGUACUGAGGGUUACAGAACCAGUCAUAGUUCCCCAGGAACUGACAUUUAAGUCUGUCUGUGUCCAGGACACCUGAGUGUGGCCUCAGUGGAAGCUCCCAGCCAUCAUGGUUCUUCUGCUCAUGUCUGUGACUGUGCUUCAUCUUUUCACUCUGGCCAUGCUGUUCAUCGCCACCAUGGAGAAGUUCUGGUGGAUUUGGUCCGAUGCUGAAAUCACAGACCUCUGGUCUAACUGCAUUCACGACAACGCAACGGGAAACUGGCUGUGUGCUGCCUCUAAUGAAAAUGACUGGCUGCAGGCAGUCCAGUCCCUGACUGUCCUCUCAGUGGUCUUUUCCUCUAUCUCCUUCCUGGUCUUCCUGGGUCAGCUCUUCACCAUGUCUAAAGGAGGGCUCUUCUAUUUCACAGGCCUCUGUCAGGUUUUUGCAGGUUUCACAUCAUUUGCCGCCUGUCUGAUCUUCACAUUCCACCGCAAGAAGAUCCUGGACGACACCAGAGACCUGAGCAUUGGCCACUUUGGCUACUGUUUCAUUCUGGCCUGGUCCUGUGUACCGCUCUUGCUCUUCAGUGGAGUCCUGUAUGUUCACCUGCGCAAGAGGCAGUGAACUAAGACAUACAUGAACAGCAUUAUUCAGUAUUACUCUGUAUUGUUAGUCUAUUAUCACUUGACUGUACACUCUUAGAAACAGGGUUCCAAAAGGAAUCUUCAGCUGUCUCCAUAGGAUAACCAUUUUUGGUUCCACUUAGAACCCUCUGUGGAAUACAUUCUACAUGGAACCCAAAAGGGUUCUACCUGGAACCAAAAAUAGUUAUUCAAAGGGUUCUACUAUGGGGCCAGCUGAAGGACCCUUUUAGGUUCUAGAUAGCACUCUUUGUCUAAAGUGUAGUGAACAACAGAGACACAAUGUACGAUGUCUUUAUUUUAUCUGUGUUAAAUGUAUAUAUGUAUUGUGUACAAACAGUACUAUUACUGUAUCUGUGAAAUACUUUAAAUUGAGUCUUCAUUUUAUAGACUAUUCUUUACUGUAUGCAAUAUUGCUUCAGUUUGGGUUAAUUCGGUCAUUUCUGUGAUGAAGUAUUUGUUUGCAUAAAAUCUUCCUCGUGAUCAGCAAGACAUGCCUCAAGAUAUGCCUCAAGACAUGCCUCAAGACAUGCCUCAAGACAUGCCUCAAGACAUGGAAUUAACUGGAGAGUGGCUGUCGUGCGUUCAAUUCCCCUGUGAAAUAUUGUUCAUCUGAAUAUGUAAUACUCCACACCACAUGCCCAUUGUGGAGCUCCAGUAUGCCACACUAUAAUAAGCCCAGUAGGCUGUGCCAGAAAUAUGUUCUUUACAUUUCAGAGACACUCCUGUGAAGGGGCAGUCAUAGUUGGCCACCACAUUAUAUUAUCUUACUGUAUAGAUCAUGUCAAAUAGCAUCAAUCUCUAAAUAAAAGUUACCCUCAGUAACAA